CCGUACCGGUCGUUCCAGCGUUUCGUAGAUAUCAGCGCACGCCAUACGGCAAACGGCUAAUACUAAUAGUGUUUUUCUACAUUUCUGGUGGCUACCGUACAGACAUGCGAUACGACAACGAGUUUAUGACAAACGACACCGUGACCUACGACAAACGACACCGUUUUUACUAUUAGUUAAUUUACAAUUUUACUAAGACUAUUUUAGUUACUCGUUACAGCACGUUUUACGCGGUGUAUCGCAGACAUGGCAAAUCAACAUUUUUACACCGUCACAGCUCAGAAGGCCACAGCGGUCGUCACGAGCAUUGUGGCAAAUUUUACAUCUCCGACUGAUCGUAAUCUACUUGUUGCAAGAUUUAAUCGUAUAGAUAUAUCCUUAAUCACUGAACAAGGUUUGCAGCCAAUUAAAGAAGUAUCAUUAUAUGGGAAAAUUGAAGUAAUGAAAGUUUUCCGUCCUAAGGAUAAAGAUAAAGAUUUGUUAUUUGUAUUAACUGCUCAAUACAACACUAUGAUUUUAGAAUGUGUUCUAAAAGAAAAUGGUGAUAUUGAAAUUGUUACAAGAGCUCAUGGUGUUAUAUCCGAUAAAAUUGGUAAAAUAUCUGAGAUUGGUACUGUGGCUAUCAUUGAUCCAAGUGCAAGGGUAAUUGGUCUAAAAUUAUGUGAUGGAUUAUUUAAAAUCAUACCAUUAGAUAAAGAAGGUGAACUGAAGGCUUAUUGUUUAAGUAUGAAAGAAGUCGAAAUAGAAGAUAUUGAUUUUUUGUACGGUUGUGAUAAUCCAACUAUUAUUAUUUUAUAUCAAGAUACUAUGGGUCGCCACAUAAAAGCUAAAGAAUUAUCUAUAAAAGAUAAAAAAUUUGUAAAGACUCUUUGGAAACUAGAAAAAAUUGAAAUAGAAGCUUCAAUAGUUAUUCCUGUUCCUGAGCCUCUCUGUGGUGCCAUUAUUAUUGGUCGAGAAUCAGUUAUGUUUUACAAUGAUAUCUUUUUAUUUUCAAUACCUCAACCUGCCAUAAAACGAAGUACAAUAGUAUGUUAUGCUAGAAUUGAUUCAGAAGGUACAAGGUAUUUACUUGGAGAUAUGGCUGGUCAUUUAUUUAUGUUAUUUCUGAAUUGUAAAAAAAAUCCAAAUGGUGAAUUUGAACACAUAGAUCCAGUAGUUGAGUUAUUGGGAGAGAUCAGCAUACCUGAAGCCCUUACAUAUUUAGAUAACAAAAUAAUAUAUGUUGCAUCUCGGUUGGGCGAUUCUCAACUUAUAAAACUUAAUAAAAAGGCUGAUCAAUUUGGUUCACACAUCACUGUUUUAGAUACUUUUAUGAAUUUAGGACCUAUUGUUGAUAUGUGUGUUGUAGAUUUAGAAAGACAAGGCCAAGGACAAGUUGUUACUUGCUCAGGAGCUUAUAAAGAAGGAUCUCUUAGAAUAAUACGCAAUGGAAUAGGAAUUGAAGAGGUGGCCACAAUUGAUUUAGUUGGUAUUAAAGGAAUGUGGCCCCUACGCAUUAAUACUGAUAGUCUUUUAGAUGAUACAUUAGUUUUAUCUUUUGUGGGGCAUAGCAGACUGUUAGCAUACAAUGGAGAAGAAGUAGAAGAAAUAGAUUUACAAGGUUUUCAAUCUGAAUUACAAACCUUUUAUUGUGGUAAUACUUCGAAGAAUAAAAUGGUCCAAAUAACAUCUACUAGUGUUAGAUUGAUUUGUCUGGAAAACAAAUGUUUAGUAAGUGAAUGGAAUGCACCUGAUGGUAAAAGUAUCAAUAUAGUAUCAUGUAAUGGCCAUCAAGCUGUUUGUGCUAUAGGUAAUAGCCUAUAUUAUUUUGAAAUUGGAUCAAAUAAAGUUUCACAAAAUGGGUUUAUUAAAUUAGAACAUGAAGUAUCUUGUCUUGAUGUUUGUUCAUUUAAAAAUCAAUUUUCUAAAACUAUAAGUUUGGUUGCUGUUGGUUUAUGGAUGGACAUAUCUAUAAAAGUACUUCAACUUCCUAACUUUAAAGAACUUGUUCGAGAACCUUUGGGUGAAGAAAUCAUCAUACCUCGAUCAAUAUUAAUGGUAACAUUUGAAAAUAUUGAUUAUUUAUUAUGUGCGUUAGGAGAUGGAAGCUUAUGUUAUUUUCAUUUAAACCCUGAAAAUGGGGUAUUAAGUGAUAAGCGUAAGGUCAAUCUUGGUACCCUACCCAUUUUAAUCAGAAAAUUCCAAUUACUUAAUACUACAAGUGUAUUUACAUGUUCAGAUCACCCAACUAUAAUUUAUUCAUCAAAUAAUAAAUUGAUUUUCUCAAAUGUUAAUCUGCGCAAAGUUAACUACAUGUGUUCACUUAAUACUAAAAGUUAUCCAAAUAGUUUGGCUAUUGCAACUGACACUUCUAUUAUUAUUGGUACUAUUGAUGAGAUGCAAAAACUUCAUGUUCGUACCAUUCCUCUCGGAGAAGCACCUAGACGAAUUGCACACCAAGAGUCAAGCAAAUCAUUUGGUAUAAUAACAAUGAGAAUAGAUGUUCAUGAAGGAAUAAAUUUAGUCCCUGCAAGAUCUAGUGCUAGUACCAGUGCUAAGAAUACUUCUGGUGCAAUUAACAGUCGUUUACCAAAUAGUGCAUCUGUAUCUAAUAGUAAUCAGGGACCAUCAAGUCUUGGAGGUAGUGAAUAUGGUCUUGAAGUUGAAAUUCAUAAUAUGCUUGUACUAGAUCAAAACACUUAUGAGGUAUUGCAUGCACAUCAGUUAAAUUCAAAUGAAUGUGCACUAAGUAUCAUAUCAGCAAAAUUGGGCGAUGAUCCAACUACUUAUUAUAUAUUGGGAACUGCUGCUGUAAACCCUGAAGACCAAGAUCCUAAAUUGGGACGCAUACUUAUAUUUAAUUGGGAUGAUUCUUCAUCAAAACUUACACAAAUAAGUGAGAAAGAAGUAAAAGGUGCAUGUUAUGCUAUGGCUGAAUUUAAUGGAAAACUUUUAGCUGCAGUUAAUUGUACGCUUCGAUUAUUUGAAUGGACUGCUCAAAAAGAAUUAAGACUUGAGUGCAGUCACUUCAAUAAUAUUGUAGCACUAUUUGUGAAAACUAAAGGAGACUUUAUUAUUUGCGGUGAUUUAAUGAGAUCAUUAACAUUGUUACAAUACAAAACUAUGGACGGCAGUUUCGAUGAAACAGCUAGAGAUUACAAUCCAAAAUGGUCAACAGCCAUAGAAAUUAUUGCCGAUGAUGUAUUCUUAGGUGCAGAAAAUGAUAAAAACUUAUUUAUUAUACAUAAAGACAGCACAUUGGCAAGUGAUGAAGACCGACAUCAACUGCAAGAAAUUGGUCAAUUCCACUUGGGUGAUCAAGUAAAUGUGUUCAGGCAUGGAUCAUUAGUAAUGCAGCAUUUCACUGAUACUUAUGUAUCACUUCAAGGAGGUAUUCUUUAUGGCACUUGCAGUGGAGCUCUAGGGUUGGUUACACAGUUGACUCCCAAAAUGUAUGACUUUCUGUCAGAUUUAGAAGGAAGUUUAGCAACAGUAGUUAAAGGAGUAGGAAAAAUUAAACAUCGACUUUGGCGAAGCUAUCAUACUGAAUUAAGGAAUGAGCCUGCUCAAUCAUUUGUGGAUGGAGAUUUGAUUGAAAGCUUUUUAAAUUUAUCAACAAAUAAUAAGUUAGAAGUUGUUAAUGCACUUCAGGGAUCCUACGAUCACGAUUUCAUGAAAAUUCCAGAAAAGACAAAGUUAACUUUGGAUGAUGUCAAUAAACUGGUAGAAGAUUUAACCAGAAUAUAUUAAUUGAUAAUUAAUUUGUAUGUUUUUUACAAAAUAUUUUAUAUUAAACCACAUUUUAUGUACAAAUCAUAUAUUAUAUAUAUAACUAGCUGACCCCGUGCACUUCGUUGCCCGGUUAAAAAUGCAAAUUCUAUAUAAUAUGAUUCGAAUUUUGAUUAAUUUGUUAUUUACUAUUCGGUUUAACGGUGUUCAAAACUUAGACAUUUUCAUUGACUGUUUUGAUUCUCAAAAAUCUUGUGAAAGCACCACUUUAAUAUGUGAAUUUUGUAAAAUGCUUUCUUAUUACACACUAAAUUUGUGAUACGAUUUUACGAAAAAUUGUAAGCAUCGAUCUAUCAUUGUUCAGGCUCUACGUUUAUCAGUCAGUGAGUUACUCAAGUCAUAAUAUUAUAGUCAUUCUGCUUACCGUUGCCGUGAGACUCUCUUAUGAUAAUGAGAGCAGUAUAUUAUCAUGUAGGCAAUCCACACGUGGUGGAUUGCGGACGCCGCGAGAUGUGUAUAAGAAGUUUAUAAUUUCUAACACUUAAGUUUCAAAGUUAUAUCAUUUUUUUUUUUUACUACAGUGGGUAAAAUACAAUAAUGUGCCAUCUCGUGGUUUUUGUAUUGUUGCCUGUUGGUAAAACAAUAAAACUUAGUAUAACUUGUUAUGUUAGUCUAUUGCUGUGAAUUUGAAAUUUACUGUGGACAUUGACUUAUUUCGCUAAUUCUUUUUUUUGUUGAUAUGGUUUUAAUAUUUAUCAUAUUUAUCAAACCUGAUAACUUUUUCAAAUUUUUCGUCCGUAAGAACCUUCUCCGCAAUGAGCUUUUCAAUUUAAAAAAAAAAUCAAAACGAUCGGUUCAGUAGUUUCCGAGAACAUAUCACUCAAAGGUUUUCAUUUUCACAUUUAUAUAUUAGAUUAUAAGUAGGGCCCGGAACUUGAUGAUCUAAAAAUAUAUAAAAAAAUGCAUAAAAUGACAUAAAAAUGUUAAAAAAUGAU
This is a messenger RNA of Aphis gossypii (cotton aphid), 4703 nucleotides long. Its product is annotated as DNA damage-binding protein 1-like. Gene Ontology annotation, biological process: proteasome-mediated ubiquitin-dependent protein catabolic process; DNA repair. The coding region runs from base 247 to 3729 and encodes 1160 amino acids. Lineage: Eukaryota; Metazoa; Arthropoda; Insecta; Hemiptera; Aphididae. The transcript is spliced from 19 exons. Gene Ontology annotation, cellular component: site of double-strand break; nucleus. Gene Ontology annotation, molecular function: nucleic acid binding; protein binding. The record is from RefSeq and is a predicted model, not a curated record.